ACCAGUCGUAAACAAAACUAUGGCCACUCGCCGAGUCCCUCUACACUUCCAGGGUUAUUCUUGCUGACUAUUAUUCCUGAUUACACCCUUAGCUAUUCAAAAUAAGAUGGACGUGAUGUUGGUCUUGUCUGUAUAUAAAGGGGAAGGUCUACGGACAAAGGAGGGUCACAGGGCGGUAGUGACGGCUCACCUACAGGAUCACGUGCUGGCUACCGACCCCGUACCUAUGACUAGCGGGCCAGAGUUUCGUCAAGAAGUGUCAUGGGACGUCAACACCACAACUCUCCAUAGGUACAAAUGUGCAAAGGUGCCCAUAAAGAUCGAGUGUCAUGCAGUGGACGCCAGCAAGCGCCAGAUGUUACUUGGCUACGUCAUCAUGCCCCUCAACUCAGCUGUCCGAGGAGAAAAGGUCGAACCCAAAUGGUACAAUCUGUUGGGAGGACCUUCAUCCCUCGGCAAGACCCCUGCUAGGAUACUGCUCAGCCUCAACAUUCUGCGUCCUUCAGGUUCUGCUGCUGGAGUUGACAUGGAGGAUAUCAUAAUGAUGGAUUUAGACCAGAACGAUGAAAGGGAUCGCCCACAGAAGGUAUCACAUCCUAGAGGCAUUCAUCCCCAACUGACGGGGAACAUCGAGGAGAUUUCCCCGUCUCACUCCAUUGGCACCGGUGGAGGUAGCUCUUACUCACAGACCAAUGACAGCAGUAGCCACAGGGGAACGAGUCAACAGGUUAGCGUCCAGAGUUCACCCUCCGUGUCCUUCAGGGAGAACGGACACAAGUCGUCGCAGCAGAAUGCCGGGGCCAGUAGUAACCUGGCGUUGGAUCUCCCCGGUACCUCCAAAGACAACAUGCUGAUAAUUCCUCGUUUGGGUGAAAACGGUGGAUUCUUCCAGAUUGGUCCCGUCGGUGAACCUAACGAAGGAGCUUUCCACUUUUCGGUGACUGUCGUGUACGCUAAGAACUUGGACCAGGUGCUCCCCAAGGACUUAGAAAUGGUGGAGGGUGAUGAGGUGCGGUUCUGCUACUCUCUGCUGGGCCAAAUCGUGUACACUGAUCCGAUAAAAGAUCUCAGGAAUCCAAAUUUCUUGGCCCAGAAAGCUGCAGGGAAGGUCUGCUCCACGUCGUCAAAUGUGGCAAUGUAUUUCAAGCAGCAUCCAGACCUCCCCAUUCACCUCGUCCUCGGCGACGUGUGCCUGGCGACCAGCUCCAUAAAUCUGUCGUCGUUUGAGUCGUUAGAAGACUCCCUGACGCCCGACAAUCCCUUGACGGUGGAGGGGACUUUCUCAAUGGUGCCGGCGAUGAUUAACCCCUUGUUGUGGGCACCGUCCAAACAGCCAGAGCUUGGGAUCAUCAUACAGCUCUCCCUCUCACUGGACACCGAAGCUGCCACCGCCCAUUAUCCCACGAUGAUAAAGGACAACUUCACCAGCGGGAGAUCCGCAGUCCUGGUCGACUACCUCUCCUCGGCCUCGUCCAGCGAUGAGGCGAGCGACGUGGAGGAAAGUCAAGCCAUAGCCUGGUCGAGCCAAAGCAGCAUGAGCGGAGGUCGGAGCCCCUCUGACGGAGUACACAACAAGAUAAUAAGGCGCGGACACAGACUGAGGGAUGUGUCUUCCAGGUGGCGGCACCAGCGCAAAUCUCUCAUGUAUGAGGCGGCCAUGGAGGUGGAAACUUGGAAGGAGAAUCAGCAGCACAUGUUUUGGAAGCUGUGGAGAGCUCGAGAGGCUGAACUGCAAGACCACUUGGCGUCUGAAUGGCAGUCAAGGAUCACCAGCGUGGAGGCACAGCUACAGCAGCGCCUGGACCAGUGUGAGGACUUACACAGGAAGAUCACGUCGACGCUGGUAAACCUCGGCGUCAAGGAGAAGAGCGUCGCCAUGCGGGAGGAGAAGGUUAAAGCAAAGAAGAAAGAAAUCUCGAGGUUACGGCGCGAGAUCAAACAGAGAGAGAAGAUGUCGAGACACAUGUGGACGGAGGAGACGGUGCCGAGAGAGAUGGAGAAUCUACGGGAACAGCUGGAGAAGGCGAUGAGGAAGAGGGUGGAACUGGAGAGACAGGUGAGAGAGCUGGAGGCGGCAAACAGGGCAGCCACCGAUGCUGCCGAGGCGGCUCAGCUCGGAAAUCAAGUCAAGGCGCAAGAGGUUGAGGCUAAGAGGCAAGAACUUCAACUCAAGGCACAAGAGACUGAAGCACUUAAGAGAGAUAAAGAACAUCUGUCGGAGCAGUUAUCAGCGGCCAUAAAGAGGAAACAGUAUUACAAACUACAGUGGAUGCGUUCUGUCGGCCAAGUCCACCACCUCCAAACAUCUCACAUGCAACAGGCUCACAACGUCAAGCUGGAGAGGUCGUCGCCAGAGCCGUACUUCGUCCAUCCACGACCCAGCAAGUGGCUCAAGUACAAGGAGGAGAACCACACCAGCCAGACGGAGAGGACCAAGCUGUCGAGGCAACAUUCCGACGCGGAGACGAACAAAGGAGCGAGCGAGAGAUGGAGGAGCAUGGGAGCAUCGUCAUCGCUGACCAAGAACCCACAGUUACAACGCACGCUGGAGAAGCACGUGACGGAGAGACAGGAACGAGAGAGGAUAGUUAAUAAACUCAACAGCAUAAGGGAAGCUAAAGACUACGACGCUGCCAUCCAAGAGGCGGGGAGUAAGAUCCGCUCCCUCACGGACAGGUAACUGGGAUGCGACGGGACCGAGGGCGGAAGUGCGGUGCAGGGAGCGGCGUAGGUAACUGAGUGUAUCCAGUCGCGUAGGUUGUAUUUAAAAGGAGAAGAAAUUGUGAAGGUAAGGGACAGAGUUUACUAUGUACUGUAGUACUGUAUUUUGAAACAUUAUUAUUACACUGUUUAAAAGUUUGUGCUGUACCGUAUGUCACGACGGUAGACAUAGCGUGGAGAAGAAAGUGUUUGUGUCUUGAGAAAAAAGAAAGUUUGACGCUUAGUGACCUUUACAAAACCUAGCAGUGGUGGUCUUGGGGCUAUGGAAUGAAGCUCUGGCUGAGUGAGAGUUAGUUGUUGGGGGACAUCGCUGGACACAAGUUGAGGACGUGAUAGUUGUGUCCUUCCAAGAGAUAGAAAAAAAUUUAGGAGUUUUGAAAAUUGAAAUAUUUGUAAAAUUUGUCAAGACACAAGUGAGUAUCUUGUACUGUACUGAAAUGUCUUUUGAGGUGUUAUGUAUUUUUCAUGUAUGGAAACUCUCAUUAUGUAUGUGUCGUUAUAUAGCACAAGACGUACUGUACUGUACUGUGUCACACUAGGAGACCCUCUAUGGUAUCUAUUUAUAGACGAACACCUAUGCUAGGUAUAGUUAGGAGAGACUCAGCCGUAUGUCAGUAACCGACCUGUCGCUGCUGCCGCCUCCAAGCCCUCAAGAUCUCCACAAGACUGGUUGGGUCGGCCACGGCCUAAGAUAAGUAAUAUUUUGAGGGUAAUAAUUAUUUCUCUGGGUUAUAGUUUUGGGGUAAUUGAUAUUUUUGUAUUUUUUCUUACUUUUGAGGAACAUUCAUAAACCAUUUCACUAAGUUUAAAAAGAUUACAUUAAGUUAUUUCCAAGAGUUAUUAUUUUGCAGGUCAUGUUGUGUGGUUGAGCAGGGUUAUGUACUGUACACCGCUCCACAUACACUACAUCUCCAUAUUUUGUUGUCCCCCAUGAUGAAAGUUUUGUUGUAAAUACAUUAUCUCUUUAUACUCUCAAUAAAAAGAAUUCACUGCCAUUUUUAUUUUA
Homarus americanus (American lobster) is the source of this 3727-nucleotide messenger RNA. Its product is annotated as centrosomal protein of 120 kDa-like. Gene Ontology annotation, cellular component: centriole; centrosome. Gene Ontology annotation, biological process: positive regulation of centriole elongation; interkinetic nuclear migration; centrosome cycle. Lineage: Eukaryota; Metazoa; Arthropoda; Malacostraca; Decapoda; Nephropidae. The record is from RefSeq and is a predicted model, not a curated record. The coding region runs from base 107 to 2680 and encodes 857 amino acids. The transcript is spliced from 11 exons.